Molecule: messenger RNA, 1657 nt
Organism: Drosophila melanogaster (fruit fly)
Lineage: Eukaryota; Metazoa; Arthropoda; Insecta; Diptera; Drosophilidae
Exons: 2
Coding region: 206-1156 (316 amino acids)
Source: RefSeq, marked reviewed
UUGGUUUUUUUUAAUAAUACAUUGGAUUUGUUAUUGUUGCGAGUCAAUCAUAAAAGCUUUCUAAAGACAACUCUCAAAAGUGCAAUAUAGUAGAUAGAAACAUAAGGCUGUGAUCAAAAGCCAAUCCUGAUGUGUUGCCCUGGCAACCGGGCGCAAACAAACGAAAUCGGGAAAUCUAAUUAGUUCUCUUCGCCGCCUUAGUAAAAUGUUUAUUCUCGACCGAAUACUGCCUUUUAUUUUUAGCUAUAUAAGGCCCUUUAUAAAGUGGUUCCUGCACGCCUUCACCAGGCUCUCGGAGCUCCAGAGGAUUUGCUAUGGAGCGAAGGCCGGAGCCAGCCGAACCAGCCAGGUGGAAAGGUCCCUCACAUUGUCCAAAAGGCCGCAGAUACGACGACUUGUACUUGACCUUGAUGAGGCGGCGCCAUAUGUGAGCAACGCGGAGCUGCUGGAUUUCGCUCCUCGCGCUGCUCGCAUUGUGAUGCAGGCGAAACGCAUCAAGAACAAUGUCCACCCGGAUUUUGCUCGGCUCUUCGGCACAUGCGUGACGAGUAUCUGGGGCUACCGCAGACUGAUGCAUCAGGUGGAACAGCUGCGGGCGGAGAAAUACGACUCGGAUAACCUCGACCACGAGCAAAAGCUGUUGCGAUUGUGGCAACUGCUGAUGCCAGACACUCCCCUCACCGGUCGCGUGACCAAACAGUGGCAGGACAUCGGCUUCCAGGGCGACGAUCCGAAGACGGACUUUCGGGGAAUGGGCAUGCUCGGGCUAGAGAACCUUCUCUACUUUGCAACUGCCUAUAACGACGCCGCCAAACAUGUCCUGCUGCACUCGAUGCAUCCCACCCUGGGUUACACCUACGCCAUUGUCGGCAUUAACCUCACCUCCAUGGCCUUCAAUCUAGUGAAAACGGGCGCCGCCAAAACCCACUUCUACAAUUUGGUGGUGCAGCACAGACAGGACUUUAGCACCGUGGAGGAUUUCCACAAGUUGUACUGCUAUCUGUUCUUCGAGUUUGACCGCUUUUGGAUGGAGAGCGACCCACGAAACAUUAUGGACUUCCGCGAGAUUUACCAGUCAUUUGAAAUUACAAAACUAGAGGCCUUGCACAAUGAUAGCACUAUUUUUAAGACCAAUUUGGUUGUAGAAUCCGUCUAAAAACACGAAUAGGUCAAUUAAUGUGAAAAUGAAUUUGUAUCUCGCUGUAUCUGAAUAAUUUCUAACUCUGACGAUAUUGGGAAUUGAUUGAAUCAGAUCAGGCUGACCAUUUUUGUAAAUACAUGUUUAGAGUGGGGCUAAAUAAAAUAAUUAUCUUGUCAUUUUUCAAUUUAAAUUAUCAAUUCAUUUCGCUUCUAAAUCACUUUGUAAUAAAAAAAAAAGGAAUCCUAAAAUAAGUAUCCAAAUACGACAAGCCCUUUUAAUUUUUGUAUAAAUGCAGAUUUUAUGCGUUUAUUUGAGAGCCAUAUAUAAUGUAUAUUUGUAUAUGUAUUCAUAUAUAUUUGAAUGCAAGUAUGUAAAUCGUUAAACUAAGCCUGGAAUGUCACACAAUAAUACUUUAAAUUCAAGUCGGAGAUUGCCCACUGAGACAGAAUAAAUAAUAAUUUAAAUAUCACGCAAAAGCAUAAAAACUAAACGAAAUAAAAUCAGUAGAGAUUGCAC